Messenger RNA from Pangasianodon hypophthalmus (striped catfish), 584 nucleotides. RefSeq names its product leucine-rich repeat flightless-interacting protein 2-like. Gene Ontology annotation, molecular function: RNA polymerase II cis-regulatory region sequence-specific DNA binding; DNA-binding transcription factor activity, RNA polymerase II-specific. The record is from RefSeq and is a predicted model, not a curated record. The transcript is spliced from 4 exons. Bases 75 to 458 code for a protein of 127 amino acids. Gene Ontology annotation, biological process: regulation of transcription by RNA polymerase II. Lineage: Eukaryota; Metazoa; Chordata; Actinopteri; Siluriformes; Pangasiidae.
UUUUGCAUUUAGCCCCAGUGCAGAGAGCCUCUUCAGGUUCUCUGCAUUCUUCUGAUGGACACAAGGACACGCAGAUGGACAAGGCCACCCCUGAGGGGUCUCUGGCCGAGGCGGAGGAGAAGAAGGAGAAGGAUGAGGUGUCCGGUGUUCAGCUGAACAGCGAGGAGCUCUAUGUGCUGAACCUGGAGCACAGAGUGAUGGAGCUGGAGAAACUGCUCUGUGAGGCUCACAGACAGUCUGAGAUGAAAAGCAAGGAGUGUGAGCAAGAGCAACAGGCUCCCAGAGUCCUGAUGGAGAAGUACGAUGAGGUGAAGGAGGUGGUAAAACAGAAUGAGGAGUUAAGGAAGGAGUGUGAGCAAGAGCGACAGGCUCACAGCAUCCUAAAGAAGAAGUACGAUGAGAUGAAGGAGGUGGUAAAGAAGUAUGAGGAGUUACUAAAGGUAAAAGCCUUUUUAUGAAGCCGUGACUGCUAUCAUUACUCUGGGCAUUUCAAACACAUGGGCAUUUUAGUAAUAAUAAUAUAAGCUUAAUAAUGGUAAUAGUAAUAAUAGUCAAGCUUAAUACAAUAGAUACAUUCAUCUUUU